UCGAGGGACAAAAGAAAAAAGCUCUUUAUAGCUCCCAGUCUCUGAAACCCUAAAAAAUCAAAAAAGCUCUAGCUCCGCGAAUUCUUCAGGGUGGGGUUACUGUUCGAAUGGCAGAUGUUGCUGGAAAUGUACUGCUGGUAACAAUAGAGGGCGACGAUGCACACCUUGUCAGCAUCGAUGAUGUACACUUGCUUUUUUCAGCUUUUGGAUAUGUGCAAAAGAUUAUAACCUUUGAGAAAGCCGGAUUCCAGGCGCUGGUACAAUUUUCAGAUACAGAGGCAGCCUCUUCUGCAAAGAAUACCCGUGAUGGAAGAGGAAUUCCUAGUUAUCUUCUUCCUGAUGAUGUGGGACCAUGUACUACUAGGAUCACAUAUUCUGCGCACACAGAUUUGAGCGUGAAAUUCCAGAGCCACCAGAGCAGGGACUACACUGAUUCUUUCCUUCCUAUUGCUCCAUCAGCCAUUGACAGAAGUGGUCAGUCAACGGUGGCGUUGGAUGGGAAAAAAUUAGAACCAGAGAGCAAUGUUCUUCUUGCAUCUAUUGAUAACAUGCAGAAUGCUGGCACCUUGGACGUUUUACACAUCUCUUGUUAGCGCAGAAGUUUCACCACCAAUUGGUGCAAGAAUACAAGUGUCAAGUUCUGAAAUGAAGGACUCCCAUAUUCAAGAAUAUCUUAAGGUUCUAAAUACCGCUAAUGAGGAGGGUUUGAAAAGACUAAAGGGAAUUGGAGAGAAGAGGGCUACCUAUAUUCUUGAACUUCGUGACGAAAAACCUGAACCUUUUAAGAGUCUUGAUGAUCUGAAAGAGAUUGGACUUUCAGAAAAGCAGAUACAGGGAUUAAUGA
Corylus avellana is the source of this 844-nucleotide messenger RNA. The record is from RefSeq and is a predicted model, not a curated record. NCBI's taxonomy places the organism in Eukaryota, Viridiplantae, Streptophyta, Magnoliopsida, Fagales, Betulaceae.